GCCAUCUAUUGGAGAACUGAGGAAUUGAAUUAUCACAAGGGAAAUAACUUCUACAGCACUUCAACCUCCAUUCAAUUAAUUAUCAAUUAAGGUGCUUAAUUACCGAAUACUGAGUCGCUGUUUAUAGCUGAAUACGAAUAUCACCUUAUGUUGACCCACAAGAACCUUCUUCAUUCAGAUGUGCCUUUCAUAUUUUGACGUUGUUUCAUCAACUAAAGCAAGAUGACAUAAUUUAUCAGCAGCAUUCAUCCAUACAUCAAAAUUUAUAUGAAUGCAAUCUAAGAAUACAAUAUUUUUCUUGUCUUCACUGUUUGGAAUGUAGACGAAGUGAUUGCCUUACAGGUUAAUUAAGGUUGGAUACCUUUACAAACGAGUUGACAAUUUCCACCUGCUGAUUUAGAUAUUAAUUAAGAUCACAGAAGAAAGAAACACAGCUUCAAAUUCUUUUCUGGAAAUAGUUGCAGAACUGAAGUCAAAAUGUUUCUAGAGAUGAAGGAAACAUUAUUAUUGUGAUAUGUAUAAUAAAUUAUUCUGUCAUAAUGAAUAAUUCAAUUAAACCAAAAGACCCAGAUACAAGAGUGAAGCAAUGUUUCUGUGAUAUCUGUGGUAAAUCAUUCGCUUAUAAUAGUCAGUUGACUAGUCACAGACGUAUCCAUACCGGAGAAAAGCCAUAUCAUUGUGAUAUCUGUGGUAAAUCAUUCUCUCAAAGACGUACCUUGACUGAACACAAACGUACACAUACAGGUGAAAAGCCAUAUCAUUGUGAUAUCUGUGGUAAAUCAUUCUCUCAAAGAGGUACCUUGACUGAACACAAACGUACACAUACAGGAGAAAGGCCUUAUCAUUGUGAUAUCUGUGGUAAAUCAUUCUCUAAACGUAAUGACUUGACUCGGCACAAACUUACACAUACAGGAGAAAAGCCAUAUCAUUGUGAUAUCUGUAGUCAAUCAUUCUGUCAAAUGAGUCACUUGACUAAACACAAACGCACACAUACGGGAGAAAAGCCAUAUCAUUGUGAUAUCUGUGGUAAAUCAUUCACUCACAGAAGUGCUGUAACUGUACAUAAACGUACUCAUACAGGUGAGAAACCAUAUCAAUGUGAUAUCUGUGAUAAAUCAUUCUCUCGAAGUGCUCACUUGACUGGACACAGACGUACACAUACAGGAGAGAAGCCAUAUCAUUGCGAAAUCUGUGGUAAAUCAUUCUCUUGUAAUACUCAAUUGAUUUACCACAAACGUACACAUACUGGGGAAAACCCAUAUCAUUGUGAUAUCUGUGGUAAAUCCUUCUCUCUUAGGAGUUGCUUGACUCAACAUAUGCGUACACAUACGGGAGAGAAGCCAUAUCAUUGCGAUAUCUGUGGCAUGUCAUUUUCUGACAACAAUUACUUGACUAGGCACAGACGUAUUCACACAGGGGAAAAACCAUAUCAUUGUGAUAUCUGUGGUAAAUCAUUCUCUCAAAGUAGGGAUUUCACCAAACACAAACGUACACAUACAGGAGAGAGGCCAUAUCAUUGUGACAUCUGUGGUAAAUCUUUCUCUCAAAGGAGUCACUUGACGAUACAUAUACGUACACAUACGGGAGAGAAGCCAUAUCAUUGCGAUAUCUGUGGUAAAUCUUUUUCUCAAAGGAGUCACUUGACGAUACAUAUACGUACACAUACGGGAGAGAAGCCAUAUCAUUGCGAUAUCUGUGGCAUGUCAUUUUCUGACAACAAUUACUUGACUAGGCACAGACGUAUUCACACAGGGGAAAAACCAUAUCAUUGUGAUAUCUGUGGUAAAUCAUUCUCUCAAAGUAGGGAUUUCACCAAACACAAACGUACACAUACAGGAGAGAGGCCAUAUCAUUGUGACAUCUGUGGUAAAUCUUUCUCUCAAAGGAGUCACUUGACGAUACAUAUACGUACACAUACGGGAGAGAAGCCAUAUCAUUGCGAUAUCUGUGGUAAAUCUUUUUCUCAAAGGAGUCACUUGACGAUACAUAUACGUACACAUACGGGAGAGAAGCCAUAUCAUUGCGAUAUCUGUGGCAAGUCAUUUUCUGACAUCAAUUACUCGACUAGGCACAGACGUAUUCACACAGGGGAAAAACCAUGAGUGUAAUAUCUGUGGUAAAUCAUUCUCUCAAAGUGGUCACUUGACUAGUCACAUGCGUGUUCAUACAGGAGAGAAACCACAUCAUUGCGAAAUCUGUGGUAAAUCAUUCUCCCGUAAUAGUAUCUUGAUUAGUCACAAUCAUAUUCAUACUGGGGAAAAACCAUAUCAGUGUGAUGUCUGUGGUAAAUGUUUCUCUCAAAAAGGACACUUAAAUACACACGUGAGUAUUCAUACACAAGCGUAACUGUAUCAAUAUCAAAAUUUAUUACAACAUGAGAACAAUUAUGAAUAUUUUGUCUGCUAAAAGACUAGAUUUAUUCCCCUUCAAGUUUGACCUCAUCAACUUUAAUUUCAUCAUUAGCAAUUUGAUGUUAAUGAACCCCAACUUCAAUAUCAUUUAUAUAUCUAAAUACAUCAACACAGAGAUGACUUUGGUUUCUGAAGAUGAUUGUGCUGGAUUUUUGAGGAAUUUGUUAUGAGAGAAUAAAGGAAUGGG
This is a messenger RNA of Octopus sinensis (East Asian common octopus), 2598 nucleotides long. Its product is annotated as zinc finger protein OZF-like. Gene Ontology annotation, biological process: regulation of transcription by RNA polymerase II. The record is from RefSeq and is a predicted model, not a curated record. Gene Ontology annotation, molecular function: RNA polymerase II cis-regulatory region sequence-specific DNA binding; DNA-binding transcription factor activity, RNA polymerase II-specific. The transcript is spliced from 2 exons. The coding region runs from base 540 to 2102 and encodes 520 amino acids. Lineage: Eukaryota; Metazoa; Mollusca; Cephalopoda; Octopoda; Octopodidae.